This is a messenger RNA of Hydractinia symbiolongicarpus, 972 nucleotides long. RefSeq lists its product as uncharacterized. Lineage: Eukaryota; Metazoa; Cnidaria; Hydrozoa; Anthoathecata; Hydractiniidae. The record is from RefSeq and is a predicted model, not a curated record. Bases 34 to 663 code for a protein of 209 amino acids. The transcript has 4 exons.
UAACUUCUUUAUUUGCACGUAGACAAAAGCUACAUGGGUCGUCCAAAAACUACCCCAAGUUUUCGAACAGCCAACAAAAAGGCUAGUGCAAAAGACUUGACAAGUAAUGAAAGAAAACGGAAAAACAAAAAGAUUUAUAACAAAAGCAAAUUCAAAUCAUAUCUGGGAAACUCUAAAGAAGGACAUGGAUUUGCUGCGCUUCAGAAAAGGAAAUUUUUACACAGGUUCAGACGUAAGAUGAAAAAGAAGAAGAAUGAACCAGAAAAAGAAGAUACAAAGGAAUGUGUGAUUAAACCACUGGCACAUGAUACUCUCCGAGAAAGUUUCGCAGAAGAUUCUUCUACGCUUUUAAACAAAACAUGUGACACUAUCGACACUGAUUACAAUGACACUUCACAUCCAGCACACAUAAUUGGUGACAAGCGCAGCAAAUCGUUGAACAAUUUAAAACUUGUUGAAAUUAACUAUCAAAAUAUCGAAGCAGAGAGAAAGCGUAAAUAUGAGGAGUUGAAAGCAAACUUGUCUUUGCACAACGAGCAAGUUUCCAAAAACAUCGCCAAACGGAAGAAGCUUACAAAAAAAUUAUCAAAGAAGACCAAACGAGGACAACCUUUGAUGGUGAAUCGAUUAGAACACUUGCUGGAGAAAAUUAAGUCAAAAUAAGCAUUAUGAUUCGACAAUGAAGACAUGAGUUUUUUGUGGAUAAUAAAUUAAGGCCUGCCUGAAAACAAAUUCACGCGGCGUCAGAUCAACCCAUGAUUGACAUUCUAACCACUGCAUGGUGCUGUUAUAGGCCUGCUCUUGUGUUAUGAUUUUUUAAAUGCUGGUAGUUGCUUUUAAAAUAUUUUUUUGUUGAUUUUUAUAUAUAUUUAUAUUUUAUUUAUACUAAUAUAAUACAGAUUAGGAAAAAAUAAAAACAAAAAUUUUUAUGCUUUUAUUCUAACAGAAUAGAAAAAUCUUACUUAAAACAAA